AUGGGGUCGCCAACACCAACCUACCAGCCGGCAACACCACAGUCUUUCUCGCCGUGCCCUUCGCCGAUGUCUUUCCGCAUGUGGCCACCGGACCAGCGACGUCCCCAGGCCCCCACUUGGGUAAGCAACGAACCUCUCAAGCGCCCGUCGUCCCGUCUCGGAGCUCGUCUCGGGGACCGUCUGGAAAAGACCGACACGACUACAUCAUCAGGCUACGUGACGCCCCCCGAGACCCCUGGCGAGAGAGAAGCACGACACAUGACGCCGCCCCCGCAACUAAGACGUGUCCGGCCCCGAAGCCCACUGGUGCCACCAGACCGCGGACGCAGAGCUGUGCGUCUUAUGCGCCGCACACCGCCGCCCCAAUCGUCCGAGUAUUUGGACCUGUACAACCCCAUCCGUUCCCCUUCACCGCGGCCGCGUGCUAGAGAGUCGGCCAUGGUGGCGCUGAGGCGAGUCAGCAGGACGGCCAACAGUCUGGGACAUUUGCGUGAGACACCAGAGACUGGGAUCGAUCGUGGCAGAGACCAGAGAGACAUGGAGAGAAUGACGGCUGACGGCGCGGAUUCGCCCCGCGAAGGAACGAGGAAGAAGAUGGCUUGGAGGAGGGUAUUCGGCGGCGCAAAGUGA
Messenger RNA from Colletotrichum siamense, 630 nucleotides. RefSeq lists its product as uncharacterized. The transcript has a single exon. Bases 1 to 630 code for a protein of 209 amino acids. NCBI's taxonomy places the organism in Eukaryota, Fungi, Ascomycota, Sordariomycetes, Glomerellales, Glomerellaceae. The record is from RefSeq and is a predicted model, not a curated record.